Messenger RNA from Cuscuta campestris, 1310 nucleotides. The record is from the annotation of a GenBank genome assembly. Lineage: Eukaryota; Viridiplantae; Streptophyta; Magnoliopsida; Solanales; Convolvulaceae.
CUUCAUUCCCUUCGAUCCAUUGCUUUGCAUCAGAUAACUCUUCAACGAACUCUGCUAGUAUAAUUAACCAGCAGGCUAGCUAGCCAUGAGUAGUAAAUUCUUAGCAUUUCUUCUUCUCAUCUUUCUUGCACUUCAACUAGGAUGUUUUGAUGGUGUUGUAUCCGGCCAGCAGCAGCUGCUGCAUUAUAACAUUUACCAUCGAGACUCGGACGAGGUUGUCGGAGUCUUGGUUGGCUCCGGUCUGCCCAUGAAGGGCACCGCCGAAUACUAUUCGGUUAUGGCAGCUCGGGAUCAACACCGUCACCGGCGGCACGCAUUUACGUUUCAAGGCGGCGAUGUCACCACGCGCAUAGACAACUUGGGAUCCUUGCAAUAUGCCCGUAUUUAUAUUGGGACUCCACCAGUUCCGUUUCUGGUGGCACUGGACACGGGGAGCGAUUUGUUUUGGUUGCCCUGUCGUUGCAAGGACUGUGCAACUUCCUACACCAUACCCCCAAACACGGUGAUGAGCCUGAACUCAUACGAGCCCGGUUCAUCGUCGACAAGCGAGGUGGUUCUGUGUAACAGCUCAUACUGCUUCGGAGACAGCCGCCAGUCCUGCCCCCUCCACGGACCCACACCGUGCACCUACGAGUACCCCUACAUGUCCCCAGACACAGCCACUAAGGGCUUUCUUGUUGAGGACUUCAUGCACCUCGAAGCAUACGACACUAACGCCACCACCACCCAACUCGACCAUAUCGUUGUCCCGGUGGUCUUCGGAUAAUUUCAUGGCGGGUUAUCACGUUGUAUUCGACCGAGAAAGGUUAAUUCUCGGAUGGAAACCAUCGGAUUGUAAAGCCAAAGAAGCAAACACCUCUAGUGCAUCCGAGUUAUCAAGAAUGGAGGACAUAUUAUUUUUCUUCUUGCUUUGUUUUUCAUUGUCAUAUAUUAUGUAGUCUAAUAACUUUAUUUAGCCUAAGGUAAAAGUAGGAUGUGAUGUGUAGAUUAUUAGGAAAAAGGUAUGAUGUGAUAGGUAGGGUUUGAAAAAGUAAUGGGUAAAAGUGGUUUUUUAAUAGAAAUGGGUAGGAGAUUGUGGGACACAAUUUUUUUGAAAGGUGUAAAUCUUUUUGAGACGGAGGGAGUACAAAAAUUGAAGAAAAUAAUAAGAGGGAAAAUAUUCUGUAUAUUGAAUUGUUCUGCUAAGUACAAGGAGUUUCUCCUUUAUUUAUAGGAGAGGAUAAAGACCAAAACACAAAAGGAAUUCUAUUCCUACAAGGAAACAAAUCACUAAAUAUGAACAAGGAAACAAAUCAAGAGCAAUCCCACUU